UGCGUUUUGCAGCACAGCUCAACAUGUGGCAGAAGGGUGACGUUAGCUGUAGCACACAUUUUUUUACAUUAAACCCCAAAAUACUCCUGCAUGUCUGCCUGACCACGGGUCAAGGCAACUUAGAUACCUCCCACUGCAAUUUACAAGCGACAGCCCCUAAAGUCUCUAGUAGCAGGAGGCUGUAUGCAUGUGAGAAUCUGCACGUAGCAUUCAGACUAAAAAUCCAGCCCUAACCAGCAGAUGGCCAAGAGUUUACCGAAACAUCCCAGACAGGACGAAGCACCAGCAGGCAGACUCCGUGUUCAUCCUCCCAACGCUCACUGCACCCAGUCCGCCUGAGCCGAGGCCUCCGAGGAGCACAACGCCGGGGACACAUUUCUGCUACGGGAUGCUGUCGUUAAGGAUGAAGCUACCAUGUUGGUGUGUAUUGUUGCUGAGCUGCCUGCAUUCGCUCUCAGCUCACAAUGACUUCUUUACCUCCAUAGGCCAGAUGACCGAUCUGUUGUACACGGAAAAAGACCUUGUCACCUCCCUAAAGGACUACAUCAGAGCGGAGGAGAACAAGCUUGAGCGUGUCAAGCAAUGGGCCGAUAAGUUGGAUUCACUGUCAGCCACAGCCACACAGGACCCCGAGGGCUUCCUGGGACACCCUGUCAAUGCCUUCAAGCUGAUGAAGAGGUUGAACACAGAGUGGGGGGACCUGGAGAGCCUUGUGCUCAGUGACACCACAGAUGGAUUUAUUUCCAACCUGACUAUCCAGAGACAGUACUUCCCCACAGAUGAAGACCAGACUGGAGCUGCUAAAGCUCUCCUCCGGUUGCAAGAUACUUACAGACUCGAUGCCAACACCAUCUCAACCGGAGACUUGCCUGGAGUAAAACACAAGAGCCUGAUGACAGUGGAGGACUGUUACGAGCUGGCAAAAAUCGCUUACUCUGAGGCUGAUUACUACCACACAGAGCUGUGGAUGGCCCAGGCCCUGAAACAGCUUGAAGAGGGAGAGGUGUCCACUAUAGAUAAGGUGACAGUGCUCGACUACCUCAGCUACGCCAUUUACCAGCAGGGGGAGAUAGAACGAGCCCUGGAGUACACCAAGAAGCUGCUUGAACUCGAUCCAGAGCAUCAGCGUGCCAAGGGCAACCUUAAAUACUUUGAGUUCCAGUUGGAGAAGCAGAAAAAGGCUGCACAGGAUGAGCCUCAAAAAGAACCGGAGAAAGUGGAAAAAGAAACAACUGAGAAGAAGAAAAAGCCCAAAAAGAAGGCCUCGUUUCAGCUGAUCCCAGAGAGGAAAAAGUAUGAGAUGCUUUGUCGUGGGGAGGGCAUCAAAAUGACCCCCCGAAGGCAGAGUCGGCUCUUCUGUCGAUACUACGACAACGAUCGCAACCCCAUGUACGUGCUGGCACCCAUCAAACAGCAGGAUGAGUGGGACCGCCCCUACAUCGUCCGCUACCUUGACGUCAUCUCCGACAAAGAAAUUGAGAACGUCAAGCAGCUAGCAAAGCCACGAUUAAGGCGAGCCACGGUGCAUGACCCUCAAACUGGGAAACUUACCACGGCCCAUUACAGAGUCUCCAAGAGUGCUUGGCUCACUGGCGAUGAUCACCCAAUGAUUGACAAGAUCAACCAGAGAAUUGAAGAUCUCACAGGGCUGGAGGUGGACACUGCAGAAGAGCUGCAGGUGGCGAAUUAUGGUGUUGGAGGUCAAUAUGAACCUCACUUCGACUUUGGAAGGAAAGAUGAGCCAGAUGCCUUUAAAGAGCUGGGCACUGGGAACCGCAUAGCAACAUGGCUCUUCUAUAUGAGUGAUGUAGCUGCUGGUGGAGCCACAGUCUUUCCAGAUGUUGGUGCAGCAGUUUGGCCCCAAAAGGGGACUGCAGUGUUCUGGUACAAUCUGUUUGCCAGCGGGGAGGGAGACUACAGCACCCGACAUGCGGCGUGUCCAGUGCUGGUUGGCAACAAGUGGGUAUCAAACAAAUGGAUCCAUGAGCGAGGCCAGGAGUGGCGGCGACCUUGUGGCCUUAGUGAAAGUGAAUGAUGGAAAAAGAAAACAUCCCCACUCUGCCCGUCUCCCCCUUCCUUGUGAAUCACCCAGGACCAAAGAACACUGCUGCAGAUCACAGAUGAUACACGGCGUCCAAACGGCUCACUACGUCACUAAAAACACUCCAUUUUUUUUUCUUUACUCCCAUCUGUUACGCUCUGAACCCAGAGAUUGUUUGGGUUAAUGUCGAGCCCGUCGGACAGUGUUAGCAUCACCGUGACGGAUAACACGUUCUUUAGGUUGUCGGGUGGUUUUGAGAAACACUCGUGCCCUUUUCACUCCCACGUGUUCUUCUUUGCACUCUGUAUGAACUCUACAUCUGUGGUGAGGCUUUCCUGCAUUAGUGGCUGUAGGGACAGGCUUCCUCUCUGUCAGUCUGAACCUUAAAGGUACAGUUCAUUUUUUUUUAGUAGGCCUGCCUGAUUCAUUGUAUUCCUUUCAUUUCAUUAACAGAGCAUUUUGGCCUGUGGUUUUUGAGAAAGGAUUUUGUUAAUAAUUCAAAUGUCAGGGCUUCAAGCUGUUUCUUUGUAAAAUUACAGUUUAAUAUUUUCACAAAGUGGCUUUGCGACUUUGUGACUUGUGGCCGUUUGCUAUAGGUGAGCACAGGUUCACAGAAUUUCUCUUUUCUUUAAUUACAUGUGGUGGCAGUCUUUGCUUCCAGUAAGUUCCGAAUCAAAAACCAAAGUAAGUGCUCUGUGGAAGGAACGAAAGGACUCACAGCAUGUAAGAAAACAGACUCCAAAUUAAAAGAUCACAUCACACAGUCUGUCCUCAAAGGGUUUUCAAAGUCAUUUCAAUGGUCUCAUUGUGUUUGGUUUGUUGUACUAGGGCAUAACGGUGUGCACACAUGCACAAGCACACUUCCACUUCAACACAGUCCAGUCCUGCAUAGAAUUAGUGUUAUAUUUCAUGUUUAACUUGUUCCUUCUGGUUUACUCAGUGUUCUGUAAAGCACCGCAUUGACUGUUAGCUUUGGGAGCAACAACUGAACAACAAAACCUGAACAUAUGGAAACGUAAGAAAGGACAGUUUUUCAUGGUGGGAGGGAAAUGAUUCUUGUGGGUUUGUAACCGUAACAAGUGCAAACAUGGGUUUUCCAAGGAAGAAGCAUUUUAUUUAUAUGUCCCAAGCAGCCAGUUUUGUGUGUGUGUUGUUUUUAGUUCUUAAAUGAAAGUCUGACCUUGGUUUUCUACAAUAAAGACUAUUUUAUUGAUCUCAAAAA
This is a messenger RNA of Scatophagus argus, 3263 nucleotides long. It is a transcript of the gene p4ha1b, whose product is annotated as prolyl 4-hydroxylase, alpha polypeptide I b. Gene Ontology annotation, biological process: peptidyl-proline hydroxylation to 4-hydroxy-L-proline. Gene Ontology annotation, molecular function: iron ion binding; procollagen-proline 4-dioxygenase activity; protein binding. Gene Ontology annotation, cellular component: endoplasmic reticulum. Lineage: Eukaryota; Metazoa; Chordata; Actinopteri; Scatophagidae. The record is from RefSeq and is a predicted model, not a curated record. Bases 389 to 2035 code for a protein of 548 amino acids. The transcript has 15 exons.